AUGACGGCUAAUGAAGCAGUUAACCAAACAAUGAGACCUCCCAGAACUUCCAAACGGAUUCCUAGCCAACGGUUUGCACCCAUGUUUACAAGCGUGAAUCUGAUGUUAUUAUCCAUUGAUCUUCCGUUUAUCUCAGCCAUACGGUCGUAUGCUUUGUACGUUAGGUUCAACACGAUGCAGGCCAUUGUCCUCGACGUGCUGUUGAUCUUCCCGGAUUUGCUUGAGAGGAGCUUUAAUCCCAGAGAUGGGUUUGGUUUAGAUGUGGUGAUGAGUUUGGACAGCACUGUGUUCCUCUUCUUGCUUGUCUCUUUGAUCUAUGGUUUCUAUGCUUGCUUGUUUGGUCUGAUCCCUAGGUUGCCCAUUUAUGCUGAUGCUGCUGAUAGGCAAGUCCUUUGA
Molecule: messenger RNA, 396 nt
Organism: Eruca vesicaria subsp. sativa (arugula)
Lineage: Eukaryota; Viridiplantae; Streptophyta; Magnoliopsida; Brassicales; Brassicaceae
Source: the annotation of a GenBank genome assembly